AUGAUAACGGUUUUUCGCACAAUUCGCAAGCGAUGGGAUACGACUAAACGCUGGACUAAAGGCCCUUCAGCACGGGGGGACCUCCCCCAGGCUUUACCUCCGUUUGAGGAGACACUAGUGGUGCAGACCGAGGACCCUCCACUCGCCAAAGGAAAGAAGAAAAAGCGUACACGAGGGCGGGGUCGUGGCCGGAGGCAGAAAGCCACCCCCUCGGCACCUGCAAUGGUACCAGAAACGUAUAAAUCGGCACAACCCUUCGACGCAUUCCUCGUGCUUGACGUUGAGGCCACUUGUCAGCAAGGCAGCAGCUUUGAUUAUCCGAAUGAAAUCAUCGAACUCCCCGUUACCCUCGUGCGCUGGACAGAUAAGAUAGACGGCAAGGCUAGCCAAUUGGAAGUAGUGGACGAAUUCCAUAGCUUCGUGAAACCAACAUGGCGACCAACUUUAUCUGAGUUUUGUACGCAGCUCACAGGCAUUACUCAAGAUAUUGUUGAUGCCGCACCAGAUUUCCCCGUUGCGCUUGCCUCCCUGCGGCAAUUCUUAGUGAAACAUGAGUUGAUUGAUUCAGAGACCGAGGAGCCGUUGAUGCGCUUCUGCUGGUGUACCGACGGCCCCCACGAUAUCCGAGACUUCUUUGUGAAGCAGUGCUUCAUAUCCAAGGUGGAAAUGCCACAAUGGAUGAGAACAGACGUGAUGGAUGUCCGGUCAACUGUGGUGCAUUGGUUGGCUUCCCAGGCUGGCAAGAAACCCAUAACCCCCGCUACCAAGGCUCAUUUCGGCGUGAAACGUCCACUAAAUAUAACGCUUCAACUCGAGGCCCUCGGGCUACCCCCGUUUGAAGGACGCCAACAUUGUGGAAUGCAUGACGCGCGCAAUGUAGCCAGGAUUGUCACCGAGCUCGCGAGAAAAGGUAUCCGGUUACAGCCAAACACGCCAGUACAUCCCCACCGCCGAUGGGUAUGGAUGGGGCAUUCGGGCCAGAUUCUUGAUCUGUAUAGAUAA
This is a messenger RNA of Pleurotus ostreatus (oyster mushroom), 1002 nucleotides long. RefSeq lists its product as uncharacterized. Lineage: Eukaryota; Fungi; Basidiomycota; Agaricomycetes; Agaricales; Pleurotaceae. The transcript has 6 exons. Gene Ontology annotation, biological process: exonucleolytic trimming to generate mature 3'-end of 5.8S rRNA from tricistronic rRNA transcript (SSU-rRNA, 5.8S rRNA, LSU-rRNA). Gene Ontology annotation, molecular function: 3'-5'-RNA exonuclease activity; nucleic acid binding. The record is from RefSeq and is a predicted model, not a curated record. The coding region runs from base 1 to 1002 and encodes 333 amino acids.